GUCAUCAACAGCAUUCUAUCCCAGGCCAUCAUGAAGAUCACUCUCUUCGUCCUCCUCACUUUGGGCACCGUGGCCUUGGCCCGCCCGGAUUCGAUCUUCGACUUCGACCUGGACGACAUCCACCAGGAUCAGGACAUCGAUGACAAUCGCGUGAUCACUGGAUCCUACAGCUGGAUCGCUCCCGACGGGGUGAAAUACUUCGUCAGGUACGUAGCAGACGACGACGGCUACAGAGUCCUGGAGUCCAACGCCGUUCCAGCCACCGUCCUGGGCAUCAGAGCCAACGGGCAGCAGGGAUCCUUCCUGUCCUCCGAGGAAUUCGACGAUUAGGACUCCGUCCUACAACAAGAAAGAGGAGAGGGCAGGAUAUGUCAAGGAUUUAAUGUCAAAUGAGACGUGGACGGAAUGUAUGAAGUAAACAAAAAAACUAGUCCUUUUCUUACGUCAUGUUUCUUUUUCUCUUAGUUUUGUCUACUUUCUUUACUUUAAGUAAUAAAGUCCUUCUUUUCUAAGUCUUCUCGAUGUAUAGGAUAUAUACGAAAAUGUAUUAAACGCUCACCAGAUUACUUCAGAUCUUUGUUAACUUAUUGUGUACAAACUUAAUAAAUAUCGCAGAAAAA
This is a messenger RNA of Macrobrachium nipponense, 620 nucleotides long. Its product is annotated as cuticle protein 16.8-like. The record is from RefSeq and is a predicted model, not a curated record. Bases 31 to 330 code for a protein of 99 amino acids. Lineage: Eukaryota; Metazoa; Arthropoda; Malacostraca; Decapoda; Palaemonidae. The transcript is spliced from 3 exons.